This is a messenger RNA of Asparagus officinalis (garden asparagus), 924 nucleotides long. RefSeq names its product putative RNA methyltransferase At5g10620. Gene Ontology annotation, biological process: rRNA processing. The coding region runs from base 49 to 633 and encodes 194 amino acids. The transcript has 7 exons. Lineage: Eukaryota; Viridiplantae; Streptophyta; Magnoliopsida; Asparagales; Asparagaceae. Gene Ontology annotation, molecular function: methyltransferase activity. The record is from RefSeq and is a predicted model, not a curated record.
CCUCUCUCUCGCUCUCCCCUCUCUCUCUCUCUCUCUCUGAGAUAAUCCAUGGGAAUCUGCUGUCAAGCCCAAGCCCAACUGCCGAUGCCAUGGAUGAAGAAGAAGAAGAAGAAGAAUGAGGCCUUAAGAUCAAGCGAACACCCUGUUGUGCAGUCCAUCAGAGCGAUUCCUAUUCGUGUUCUUACGGUUGGCAAGAAGAGAUCUAAAGGGAUCCAACUCGUUGUCGAUGAAUACAAGGAGAAGAUAAACUAUUACUGCAGCAUGGAGGAUGUUCUUAUAAGAUCCAAUCCAAAAAAUACCAGCAAUGUGAAGGCUCAGAUUGAAGCAGAAGAUAUUAGUGUCAUAAAGCAACUCAGGCCUGAUGAUUGGGUGCUAGUCUUGGAUGAGCAUGGAGCAGAUAUCACGUCUGAGCAACUGGCUAGUUUGAUAGAAGAUGCGGCAAUAACAGGUUCAUCUAGACUUUCAUUUUGCAUUGGUGGUCCAUACGGUCAUGGGUCACAAGUACGUUCACGUGCAAAUCUGACGAUUAGAUUGUCCUCGAUGGUUUUGAAUCACCAAAUUGCAUUAAUAGUCUUGUUGGAGCAAAUAUAUAGAGCAUGGACUAUACUCAAAGGGCAGAAAUAUCAUCACUAGCACAACCAUCAGUUGCAGAAGAUGCUGAAGGAUCCUUGCAGUGUUAAGCCCUGCUUUUUCAGGUGAUGUAUUUUUGUAGAUGAUGAAUUUGAAGGACUUUUGGAAUCUGAAGCUCAACCUGUUUAAUCUGUUAUUGAUUUUUGAUUUACUAGUUGGCUUUGAUUAAAGCAUGUAUGCCCUUAAGUUUAUUUACAACUAAAUCGUAAAUUUUCAUGUAUCUAGCAUAAGAUGUUCACCAUCUACUAAAAGGAUUGAACAAGUGAUAUAUAAAAUGUAUAAUAUUAUGUCAGC